Mercenaria mercenaria is the source of this 1176-nucleotide messenger RNA. RefSeq names its product NTF2-related export protein 1-like. The transcript is spliced from 4 exons. Bases 97 to 516 code for a protein of 139 amino acids. Gene Ontology annotation, cellular component: nuclear pore central transport channel. Lineage: Eukaryota; Metazoa; Mollusca; Bivalvia; Venerida; Veneridae. The record is from RefSeq and is a predicted model, not a curated record. Gene Ontology annotation, biological process: protein import into nucleus.
UACCGAUAUUUUCUUUUUUUUAUCCAUCUUUUCGUCUAAUAAUUUUGACACUUUUCGCUUCUUGCCAUUUGUUUACACAAAUCAUAUGACACAGAAAUGGGAUCAGUUCCUGAGGACAAUCAUCUGAGAGUAGAGCAAGCAUGCCAGGCUGGCCAGGAGUUUUCAAAGCUGUAUUAUGAUACUAUUGAUAAAAAGCGACAUUUACUGACAAAGCUGUAUCAACACACAGGGGAGGCAACUUGGAAUGGAAAUAAUCUCAAGGGGAAAGAAGCCAUAUUGAAAUUCUUUGAGGAGUUACCAACAACAGAACACAAAGUAGAAUCCUUAGACUGUCAUCCUCUGUCAGCGGAAAUUUCUGGGGGGCAGUUCACCAUAGUUGUAAAGACAUAUGGCACAGUGAAGUACCCAAAUAAUGCUCUGAAAUCAUUUUAUCAAAGUUUUAUCCUCACGUCACAGAACAAUGUCUGGAAAAUUAUCAGUGACAAUUUCAGAUUUCAGGAUAAGUCAGAUAACUGAUCAUUGAAAAUAAGCCAUUAAGUUAGAAUGUGUUAGAGACAGAGAAUGACACUGGUGCAUUCAGCUUUCCGGACAAGAUUGGCAGUUGAAAAUAACUGUAAAACAAAUAAAUUGUAAAUGUAGAACAAUUGAAAAUAAAUUGUAAAACAAUUGGACAAUAGAAAAUACGUGAUGAAUGCUAUAGAAAAAACAAUAAAUGUUAAGCAACUGUACAGAAGAACCUACUGAUGUGUUCUAUUGUAUAAAGACACAUCCAGAUUGCCAGUGAUACAUUCAGAAUCCAGAUAUUAAUUGGCAGUAACUGUAAAACUAGUCGACAUGGAAAAGCCAGUGAGCUACACAGACACCAUUCAGAUUGCCAGUGAUAUAUUGAUAUUUCAAGGUUGAUGACUGGAAUGAUCAAGAGAAAGUUAAUGAUUAUGUUACAGACAUUUUGUAGAUUAUUGACAGUUCAGACUUUGAAAAGAAAUUGUUGUGCCAGUCUAAUGGAGCGUUUAGACAGAAAUAUUAUUGUGGGAAGACGAGAUGAUUAUUGCUGAAGAUGAAUUUCUAAAUCAAGAACAGUGUGUUUUGUAUAUACGAGCCCUUGGCUUGAGCAUAGUACAUUGCUUUAAAUAAUGACUUUUAAAUGUCUGAUUAAAGAUAUCAAUUUUUACAAGA